Molecule: messenger RNA, 489 nt
Organism: Solanum verrucosum
Lineage: Eukaryota; Viridiplantae; Streptophyta; Magnoliopsida; Solanales; Solanaceae
Exons: 3
Coding region: 32-481 (149 amino acids)
Biological process (GO): regulation of DNA-templated transcription
Cellular component (GO): nucleus
Molecular function (GO): DNA-binding transcription factor activity; sequence-specific DNA binding
Source: RefSeq, a predicted model, not a curated record
GAGAGAGAGAAACAGAAAAGUAGAGAGAGAAAUGGCAUCAAGAAGAGUGCAAACUAAAAUGGCAAUGCGUAGCAAGCUUCACCUUUUACGAACACUUACAAACUCCAAAUCAGUGAAAAAGAACUCUAUUAUCUUGGAUGCUUUCCUUUAUAUCAUCAAGCUUAGACUCCAGCUAGAAGCCAUUCAAAGAGAGUACCAACAACUCUUAAAUCAUGUCCAAGAAUUGAAGGUGGAAAAGCUUAUUGGGACAAGAUUUUUGGUGAAAGUGACAUGCAAAAAGGGAAAAGAUGUACUAGUAUCAAUUUUGGAGGCAUUUGAAGAUAUGAAACUAAUUGUUGUUCAAGCUAGGGUUACAAGUAGGUACUUCUUUGGGAUGGAAGCUAUUGUGGAAGCUGGAAAUGAAGAUACUUUGGAUGUAAGAGCUUUGACUAGAGCACUUCAAAUGGCUAUCCAAAAGCAAAGUUUUGAAAAUCUCAAGUAAUAAAUAGU